Molecule: messenger RNA, 6270 nt
Organism: Dama dama (fallow deer)
Lineage: Eukaryota; Metazoa; Chordata; Mammalia; Artiodactyla; Cervidae
Gene: ZNF628
Product: zinc finger protein 628
Exons: 1
Coding region: 2960-6142 (1060 amino acids)
Biological process (GO): regulation of transcription by RNA polymerase II
Cellular component (GO): nucleus
Molecular function (GO): DNA-binding transcription factor activity, RNA polymerase II-specific; RNA polymerase II transcription regulatory region sequence-specific DNA binding
Source: RefSeq, a predicted model, not a curated record
CGAGGGCGGAGACGUUGGGGAAACGGCGAACGUGAAACCGGAAGGGGUGCCUUAAAGGGAAGGGCGCUGCCUCACCUCCGACUUUUGUCCGCCGGGCUGGCCCCCGCCCUCUUAAAGGGCAAGGGACCACUUUUUAAAGGUUCGGGGCAGGUAGUGCAGUUCGCAAGCUCUCCCCUCUCCCAUCGCCCCUCUGUCCAACCCCGCACCCCCAGAAAGAAUUCGCCUCCUAAAGGCCGGUGACAGUGUCCCACACGCUGAAGGAAAAGCUUCUGCAUCCUAGUGGCUUCAAAGCAAGUCCUUAGUUUAGCUCAGCAAGAUAGGUGGGUACGCGGGCCAGAACCCUCUUAAAGGGGAGGUCGGGCCUGAUGGAAGGGUGUGGCCUGGCCUCUUGACGGGUUGCUGUUUACCGGAUUAGCAGGGUCCGGCCCCUUCCAGAGCGCGGCUGUCUUCUCCUUAAGGCAUGCUGCCUUCUGAAAGACACGUGCAGCUUCCUGGGGUAGUCUCUUAAAAGGAGGUGCUUCCAUUUCAAAGGGGUCCCUCAUUUUUUCUCAAAGGGGAUCUUUAUGGCCUGUGCAUUCUAGACUCUAGGCUCCGGGAAGCAACAGUGAACAAGAUGCCAUUAGCAUCCAGUGGGCAGAGGCCAGGGGCUGACCAACUUGCAGUGCAGGGAACAGCCCCCCGGACCCCCGUCCAGCCCCAGAUCUCAACAGCGCUGAUGCUAGGAAACUCUGAUUAUAAAGUAGGUUAGAAAGUGAUAAGCCCUAUGGCAGGGGGGCGGGGGUGAUAAUAAGGCAGAGAAAGAGAUUGCAGCGUGUUGGCAGGGACUGCAGAGUUUAGCAGGGUGAUCAGGGAAUACUUCCCGGAGAUGACGUUUCCACAAACCCUUGGAGGUGAUGGAGGGAAGGGGCUUCUAGGCAGGGGCCUGUGUGAGGGCCCCAGGUGGGAGCAGGCAUGCCUGCGCGGCCCUGUGAGUAGGGAGCUGUGAGGGUUGGCUGUGAGGGUUGGCGAGGCCAGCAGGCAGAGAGUCAGGGACGGGAGGAGGCCACAAGCUGUGGGAAGGCUGUAGGUUCUGGGGAGGGAUCUGCCUUCGUCUGUCAGAUGGGAGCUGUGGAAGCCUUUAGCACAGAGCACUCAGGUGGUCUGUGUCCGCAAUUUCCAUUCAGCCUCUGUGUUGGGAACAGGCUGGGGGUGGGAAGAGUAAGGAUGGGAACUAGAACUGUCAGAUUCCAGCGAUGCUCCUGCCAGGAUAGAGGAGUCAGCUAAUGGACUGGUCAGAGAGAGGGAGAGAGAGCGGAGUUGAGGGUGCCCAGGGACUCUUGGCCUGAGGAAAAACAAAGGUGUCUUCAGAAAUGGAGAAGACUGGGGGUGAAAGAGAUACUUGCAGCAGGGCGGGACACAGUGGGGAGACAGCAGGAACAGAAAUUGAGCUGGAGCUAGGUGUGGGGCCUGUUAAGUGUGAGGUGUCUCUUAGGCGCCCAGCAGGGGUGUAGGUGUCCAAGGACAGGUGUCAAGUGGAGAGGAGUUUCGGAAUGGUCCCGUCUGUAGAUUGUGGAGUCCCAGGAGCGGUGGGGGCCCCAAGGGAAAGGGUGGCUGCAGAAGAGGAGGGCUGGCAGAGCCCUGGCCUCUGCUGUAUUCACAAGUAGGACCGCCACCUGAAACAGAGAAGGGGUGGCAGGUGAGAGGAGCGGGGAGCCCAGAAACCAGGGCAGUGGUUCAAGGAGAGAGAACCAAGAUGUCUGUUGACCACUGAGCAGAGACCACUGGCAUGGAGGCCAUGAGUGUGGGGGAGGGCCUGGUUGGCAUGGUUUGAGAUGGGGAAGGGUGUCCUGAUGGCAUGUUGGGGUGGCUUUGCACGGAGACAGAAAGGAGGCCACAGCUGGAGGAGGAAGUGGGGUGAAGGGUCUUUGCUCUUUUUAAAGAUGGGAGACUUAGCCCGUGGGUACACUGAUGCCGAUGCUCCAGGACAUGAGGAAAAUCAGAGUCUUUGGCCCAGAGGCAGGAGGCAGAUGGCAGGGGUGGGGGGCAGUUCAGGGUUUCUCAGCCUCAGCACCCCUGGCAUUUUGAAUUGAUGGCUCUUUGCUGUUUGGGGGGUGAGUGGUUCUGUCCUGUGCAUUUAGGAUGUGGAGCAGCGUCUUUGGCCUCUGCCCCUCCAGUCGACAGCAGCCAACCCACUCUGCAAGCAUGGCCAGAUGUCCCCUGGGGUGGGGGCGUAGUGGGGGGUGUGCAGAUGGCAUCGCGCCAUUGAGAUCCACCGGUGUGAUUGCUGCAUCGUGGGAACAUUCUGUUCUGGUUGCUUUUCUCAGCCACAGGGUCAGUGGCAGGCUCCUCGGGCUAAGAGCAAGAGGGGACAGGAGAGAGGAGAGGAGAGAAGACGCGCCAGGUGUCACCUGGUGGGCAGUGCAGGGCGAUGGGGCGGGAGCUUUGAGAUCUUUGGGCUUGGAUGCGCAGGGAGACGGAGGCCAGGCGGAUUCAGGUCACUGGCAGCGUGUAUGCUGGGUAAGGGGGUGGCAAGGGUCUGGAUGGGGGCUAGGGUGCGGGCUGCAGGGUCAGUGGUCGGUUCGGGGUUCGGGCGCCAGGAGGGGGCGCUGGAGCAGGAUGCGUGGUGGUGGAGAGUGGGUGUCGGAGAGGCUCCGUCUAGAGAUAAGGGGCUUCGGAAGUGGGAGCAGGUACUAAGGCAGGAUGGAGGAGCAGGUCUUUAGAGGGAGCCGGCCAAAGGAUCCAGAGCCAGGACGCUAGAGAUCUGGUGUUCUUUAAGGACACGCCUGUCUUUAGGGGGACGGGGCGGAGAACGCUCCCGCCUCCAGGAGGGGGAGGCCCGUAUCAGGGAGUGAGACCACGCCUCCUAGUGUGCCGGAAGUUCCCCCUUGAGCACCCAAGGGCUCCAUCGCGGGUAGCCUCCUUGUCCGAAGGGAGGUGCUCCCUGCCUUUGAAAAGGCCAGCCUGUGGGUGUGUGGCUGCGAUGGUCCGGCGUGUGAGUGGAGGUGCGGGGAGCCCCCGGCCUGCCCUGAUCCCGCGUCCCUCCCCAGGUGUGAUGGUCGGCUCCCACGCGGACAUGGCGCCGGCCUCCACCGCCGAGGGGGCCGGCGAGAAGCCCGGGCCCGCGGCCCCCGCCCCGCAGGCGCAGUAUGAGUGUGGGGAGUGCGGCAAGUCCUUCCGCUGGUCGUCCCGCCUGCUACACCACCAGCGCACGCACACGGGCGAGCGGCCCUACAAGUGCCCCGACUGCCCCAAGGCCUUCAAGGGCUCGUCGGCGCUGCUCUACCACCAGCGGGGCCACACGGGCGAGAGGCCCUACCAGUGCCCCGACUGCCCCAAGGCCUUCAAGCGCUCGUCGCUGCUGCAGAUCCACCGCAGCGUGCACACGGGCCUGCGCGCCUUCACGUGCGGCCAGUGCGGCCUGGCCUUCAAGUGGUCCUCGCACUACCAGUACCACCUGCGGCAGCACACCGGCGAGCGGCCCUACCCCUGCCCCGACUGCCCCAAGGCCUUCAAAAACUCGUCCAGCCUGCGGCGCCACCGGCACGUGCACACGGGCGAGCGGCCCUAUACCUGCGGCGUGUGCGGCAAGAGCUUCACGCAGAGCACCAACCUGCGGCAGCACCAGCGCGUGCACACGGGCGAGCGGCCCUUCCGCUGCCCGCUCUGCCCCAAGACCUUCACGCACUCCUCCAACCUGCUGCUGCACCAGCGCACUCAUGGCGCUGCCGCUGCCCCCGCCCCCGCCCCCGCCCCGGGCGCCGGCCCUGGCCCUCCGCAGCGCGAGCCCGCCGCCGGCAGCAAGGUCCUGGUCUCCGACGCCUACCUGCAGCGGCCCCUGCCGCCGCCCAGCCCGCCCGUGCCGCCGCCGCCCGCGCCCCCGCCCGUGGUGCCCGAGCUCUUCCUGGCGGCGGCCGAGACCACGGUGGAGCUGGUGUACCGCUGCGAUGGCUGCGAGCUGGGCUUCGGCAGCGAGGAGCUGCUCCUGGAGCACCAGCCAUGCCCCGGGCCCGAGGCGCCGCCCCCGCCGGCCGCCGCGCCCUCCGAGGUGCCCAAGGCCGACCCGCCGCCGCCGCCGCCGCCACCGCCGCAGUCCCCGCUGCCCCAGCCCGCUCCCGCCGCCGCCGCCGCCGCCCCCGGCUUCGCCUGCCUCCCCUGCGGGAAGUCCUUCCGGACGGUGGCCGGCCUCUCCCGCCACCAGCACAGCCACGGGGCGGCGGGUGGGCAGGCGUUCCGCUGCGGCAGCUGCGACGGCGCCUUCCCGCAGCUGGCCAGCCUGCUGGCGCACCAGCAGAGCCACGUGGAGGAGGCCGCGGCCGGGCGCCCACCCCCCCAGGCUGAGGCCGCCGAGGUCACCUGCCCCCAGGAGCCGCUGGGGCCCACGCCCGGCCCGCCGGCCCCGGCGCCCGCCCCGGCCUCCGCGGAGCGGCCCUACAAGUGCGCCGAGUGUGGCAAGGCCUUCAAGGGCUCGUCGGGGCUGCGCUACCACCUGCGGGACCACACGGGCGAGCGCCCUUACCAGUGCGGCGAGUGUGGCAAGGCCUUCAAGCGCUCGUCGCUGCUCGCCAUCCACCAGCGCGUGCACACAGGCCUGCGCGCCUUCACGUGCGGCCAGUGCGGCCUCACCUUCAAGUGGUCCUCGCAUUACCAGUACCACCUGCGGCUGCACUCGGGCGAGCGGCCCUACGCCUGCGGCGAGUGCGGCAAGGCCUUCCGCAACACGUCAUGCCUGCGGCGCCACCGGCACGUGCACACGGGCGAGCGGCCCCACGCCUGCGGCGUGUGUGGCAAGAGCUUCGCACAGACCUCCAACCUGCGGCAGCACCAGCGCGUGCACACGGGCGAGCGGCCCUUCCGCUGCCCGCUCUGCCCCAAGACCUUCACGCACUCCUCCAACCUGCUGCUGCACCAGCGCACGCACUCGGCCGAGCGGCCCUUCGCCUGCCCGGUCUGCGGCCGCAGCUUCGUCAUGGCCGCCUACCUGCAGCGGCACCUGAGGACGCAUGCCCCUGCGGCCCCCGCGGCCGGCCCCCAGCCCCAGGCCCCGCUGGCCGCCGCCCCUGCCCCGUCGGCCACCCAGGAUGUGCACGUCCUCCCCCACCUCCAGGCCACGCUCUCCCUAGAGGUGGCCGGGGGGACGGCCCCGGCCACGGCCCCCGGCCCCGCCGCUCCCAACUCGCAAACGUUUCUCCUGGUGCAGACAGCUCAGGGCCUGCAGCUGAUCCCCAGCAGCGUCCAGCCGCCCACACCCCCGCCCCCGCCCGCGCCCCCCAAGCUCAUCUUGCUGCCCUCUUCCAGCCCCGCUGGGGGGGGCAGCUGCGCCCGGCAGGGCCCGCGGGCCACGGGGAAAGCUGGGCCGGGGGCUGGAGUAGUCUGGCUGCCAGGCCCUGGGGGUUUAGGCGUGCAGAGAGGAAGCAACGCUGGGGCCAACGUGGGAGGGCAGAGCCUCAUAGUUCUGCAGAACGUGGCGGGUGGGGAGGCAGGCCCGCAGGAAGUGAGUGGGGUUCAGCUCCAGCCCCUUCGUCCAGCUCCUGAACUGACCACCGUCCAGCUCCAGCCGGCCCAGGAGGUGACCACGGUCCAGCUCCAGCCUGUGACGGGUCCGCUGUCCAGUUCCAGCGGGGGAGCUGUGACCACCGAGGCGCCUAAUCUGCUGGUGGUUCAGAGCGGGGCGCCGGAGGAGUUGCUGGCGGACCCCGGCCCAGGGGAGACUGGCGAGGGCGAGGCCGGCCCGGGGGUGGUCCCGGAUGUGCUCUUUGAGACGCUGCAGACGGAGGAGGGGCUGCAGAGCGUGCUGGUGUUGAGCGGGGCCGACGGGGAGCAGACCCAGCUGUGUGUGCAGGAGGUAGAAACCUUACCGUCGGGGCUGGCCGAGCCGCCCGCCUCCGGCCCGCCCGGACAGAAGCUGCUGAUUAUCCGCAGCGCUCCGGCCGCAGAGCUGCUGGAGAGCGGCAGCGCUGGGGGAGGCGCCGCUGCGCUGCAGCUGCUGGCGCCCCCACCGCCUGGCCCAGCCUCUGCUCCCGCGGGCGUCCCUGCGGCCCCGGGCCCCCAGAUGGUACAAGUCGUCCCCGCAGGAGCAGCACCCGGGGGCGUGGCCCCACAGGGCCUGCCCUCCAUUCAGAUUGUGCAGACUCUGCCCGCGGUCCAGCUGGUGCACACGUUUUGAGUCGGACCACCGGUACCUCUUCCCGCCCCACAGAGAGGCCCCGACCCCAUCUCCGCCUGGGCUGGGCUGAGCUGGGCUGGGGGGAGGGGAGCUGCAGGCUGGGCUUGCUAAUAAAGACCAGAAUCCCC